GGAGUGGGAAGAAGAUGAGGAGGUGGGCUGAGCUGUCCUUCUCAAUGCGCUGAUUUCAGGACGUGAUGGCACUGAUGGGAGCUCCACGACUUCUACCUGUGGAGAGAAAAUGGCCUUGAUGUAGGUAGUGUGGGUUUAUCCCUCUGUGUGAGGGUGUGAGCCUGUGACUCGGUGUGAGUAUGUGAGUGACAUGGAGAGAGAGCUCGUAUUGGCCGUACAAUGAACUUCUUUACAGUAUUUACAUGGGGAGAGUGUGUGCUUUAGGAAACUAGAUUCCUUCGGACUUCUCUGUUUCCGUCUCUCAUUGCCUAAUUGAAUGAUCAUUUUGCUUUCCCAUUCUAGUACUCAGAGCACAGCCACAGUGACUGCUCGUAGUGGAAAACAAUUCAACAGUCAAUGCACUCACAAUAGGGCACUUCUUCGGGGUGGCCAAUGGCCAUCUCCACCACGGUGACCUUGGUUUCUUUUUUCUCUUUUUUUCUUCUUCGGUGGAACUUAGAUCAUGGGAGCGGAAGUUAUGAGUGAAAUGAAACUUUGUCCCGACCCUGGGAAGAAUUUAUUCAACCAUCUGCUCAGAAAAAUUAAGCGGCCGAACAACGCUAACGCAUUUCAAAACUGCUGAGGUCUAUUAUGCUUUCUGACGACCCCCUGUUGCUAUAGAGUCUAUGAGUGGAAUUUUCAAGUUCCUAGUUGUAAAGCUAUGAGUAGAAAUUGGCGCUUUUGGAAAAGUAGAAGCAAAGCAUCGAGGAGAGGAGUGCAAAACAAGGUAGGAAUAGAGCAGCAUCGAGGUCGGCGGGGGGAGAGGAGUGCAAAACAAGAACCAUGGGUGAUGGUCAUGGAGAAGGGGAGGUUCAAAUGGUGCCCAAGUUCGGGAGAAAGGGAAAAGACAUUUUGCCAGCUGGUUGUAAUUGGUGGCUGUUAAUCAAUUUGCAUCCUUGUGAGCCAUGGCUCAUAUUCACACCUGCUGGGAAAUCCCUUCAGGUGUGGAACUACGAAGAUGGGAAACUGGUUGCCUCCUGGGUAGUCACUGGUGUGGAUGAUGUUCGUGAAGCUGGAUUCGUUCCGCAGAGAGAGAAUUGGAUUGUGGCAAGGCGCGACAAAAUAUAUGAAGUGUAUGAAUGCCAAGGCUCAAACUUGCGGCUUCUAACGCGACUGCAAACAGAAACGGGUGACAUCUCCACACGGAAAAUGGUUGUCCAUCAGAGCCUCCCUUGCCUUUUGGCAGGUUUCUAUCACAAGGACCUUUUUCUGUGGGACUGGAGGGGCAAAUGGGAGAAGACAAAGUUUGAAGGUCAUAACAAAAAUAUAAGUGCAUUGGUGUUUCAUCCGACUGAGGCACAGAUCUUUGCAAGUGCCUCACUGGAUAACACCAUUAAAGUGUGGAAUUUGGAGGAAAGGUCUAUUAUUCAAACCCUGAAUGAUGAUGGUCAAGGGAGAGUCUGGAGCAUGGGCUUCCGUCGUGGAGGUGAGAGAUCACUUCUGAUCACUUCCCACUGGGAAGACCAGUAUGUACGGGUGUGGGACUACAAGAGGGGCAGUUGCAUAGCACGAUGGAAAGCACACGAGAUACGUAUCAUGGCGUCUUUCUUCCAUCCGCAGUUGCCGUAUAUAUUUACUGCAUCAAGGGAUGGAGAGAUUAGAGUUUGGAGUGAGUCAAGCUACCGGCAAUUGUCCUCCUUUGCCUGCAAAUUGGAUGCGUAUGGGCUCCUCAACAUGAUCCCAAGUAAAUUUUCUAAUAAGCUCAUUCUUGCGGGUGAAGGUGAAUUCCAUGUCGUGGAGGUUGAAACAGGAAAGGAAGACAAGAAAGAGGAAGGGCAAAAGCAACAGGAGUCUCCUUGUGCAAAACCCGUUCAAGCAUCUUCUUCAUCAAUUAUGGCUGUUCUGGUCAAUGAACCAACAGCGGUAUCAAGAAAGGCAACGGAAGAGAUUGAACACACUGUCAAGGCGUUAGUCAAUGUCAAGCUGCAGCUUGAAGAGAAAAUUAAGGAAGUGAUAGGAAUGGUUGAGCAGAACAGCAGAAAAGCAGUUGAGGCAGUGAUGGUACAGCAUCGGAUAAAGGAGAGAAUCCAAGCCGAGAGAGUGCAAGAACUGGAGAAAGAGAUGCAAAGAAUGCAAAAGACAUUUGGAGAGUCCAAACAGAGGAUUGAGGAGGUGGAGAGACAAGCAGAGGGAGUGCAACGGAUGGAGGAAGAGACGAAAACAAUGAGAGGAAUAAUUGAGCAGUCCACACUGAAGAUUCAGGAGGUGCAGAGACAAGCGCAAAGGCUCCAGCAGCUGGAGAAACAGAUGCAAACAAUGACAGAGAGAUUUGAAAUGUCCAAACUGAGGAUUCAAGAGGUAGAGAGGACACUGGAUGGUGAGAUCAGUGGGCGCAAGGCAGAAGAAGAAUGCAGAGCACAUUUAGCUGAAAGGAUCUGCGAGCUAGAAAACAAAUUAGCAGAAGAGGUAGCCAAACGUCAAAGGGCGGAGGCCGCAUCUCCAACACUCGCGUCUAAUGUUUGCACCUCUGACGCUCAUCUGUUAAAGGAGUACUCCUUCAAAGAGCUCCAAGAUGCAACUGAUAAUUUUGACGUGAAGCGGAAAUUAGGAGGCGGGGAACAGUUUGAAAAUACUUACCUUGGGACACUACGAGAUGGUAGUCUUGUUACAGUGAGAAAGGUCAGAGAUCCACAGGCACAGCUGGAGACAGAGCUUGUGGACAGGGUGAGAACACUCCGCCAUCCCCAUCUUCUCACCUUGUUAGGAGUCUGUUACGAAGGGAGGUGCCUCGUCUACGAGCACAUGGAGCGCGGGAGCUUAAAGGACUGGAUCUCACAUCAUGAUGAAGAAAAUUCAGCAAGAGGUUUCCUGCCGUGGUAUGCCCGCUUUCGCGUAAUGGCUGAGGUUGCCCGGGCACUCUGCUUCCUGCACUCAGUUCCAUCUGCAUCGGGUGGUCCCAUCAUACAUCGGGCGAUCAAGCCAUCCAACAUUUUGCUGUCUGACAUCUUUGUGGCAAAGAUCUGCGGUGUGGACGAGGCGAUUCUUGACACAGACUCUGCUGGAGAGGUUGGGAAGAGGGGGACUCCCUUGCUUCUAUCCACAGAAGACGACUCCCACUACAUUGCGCCAGAGUAUUUGCAUCAACGAUUUCUUAGUGUCACUGAGAAGAUGGACAUCUAUGCAUUUGGCGUCACUAUCCUGGGGAUGCUGACUGGAAAUCUCUCGAAUGCAUUUGAAAUUAUUGAAGACGCAAUUGAGGAUGACGCAGCUUUCAAGAACGCUCUGGACCUCAACGCAGGCUGUUGGGAUGUUCACCUGGCUCAGGAAGUCGCAAAGUUGGGGUUGCGAUGCGCUAGUUUCAACAGACGCAGACGACCAAACAUGAUGGAACCAGAUCUAGGCAUUCUGGCAAUACUUGAGGGAGUUGCAAGGAAGGUUGACCUUGCACAGACUGCAGAGGACGGAUAGAAAAAAUCUGCAGCCACAUGGUCAAUCAGCCACAUCAUGGUGGGAGUGUGCACGGGCAGCACGGCACAGGCAGAGGAGUUCAGCCUGAAGUGCAUCAGUUGAAGUCAAACUGCGAGCUUGAUGUUGCUGAUGGCGUAGUUACCUUCAUUGGUGAGACGUGGCCAUCGAGCAAGCAACAAAAUGAAGUGUCUGUCGUGUCGAGAACUUACUUGUAAGCGAUUAUAGAGGGGAACAGGGUAAAGAAAAGUUAGCACAAGUACAGGCAUGUGUGGUGGUAUGAUCUUUUCCAGAACCCCAGGGCCUUAAGUCCUAUGUAGCAUAGCCACACACAGAAAGCCUCUCAUAUGUUUCCCUUCCUGCUGUUUCAAAUCACAGCUUGAUGACCGUUGAGAUUGAUGAGCACAAAUAAAAAUGGCAAUCUGAUCUGAUGCGGUAAGCCAGGUUCUUGUUUCCAGCUUGCUUGAGCAUGAUGGGUUGAAAAUUUCAAAUGAAAAUUUCGGAUUUUUAUUUCUUACCAGCCUCUGUAACGGUCUUCUCACUCUCACUCGAUUAUAAAAUAUGGGGUCGAAAUAGUCAGAUGGCUCGAGCAGCAAUUAAUUCUGACCAGUGUCACAAGGCAACGAUGUAGUACACCAGGGGCAGGUACUGAGGACUCUGAUCACAAAAUGAAGCUUGUACUUUAGU
Molecule: messenger RNA, 4131 nt
Organism: Chara braunii
Lineage: Eukaryota; Viridiplantae; Streptophyta; Charophyceae; Charales; Characeae
Source: the annotation of a GenBank genome assembly